UUCUUUCCAUUCAUGUUUUCAUUAUAAAGUUAUAAUGAGACUGUUAGCCUUCGAAGUCGAUUCCAAAAAUACAGCAAUAUCAGAAAAGUAAAGUAAUUGGUAAAAUUUAAAUUUCAGACGGCAAAUACAGACGCUUCUCCGCUUAUGAACGAGUUACAUUCUGAACGGCUUCUCCUAUCCAAUUUGAUAUAGAAUGAAGAUAGAGGGCACCAGGACAUUCCCAGUGGGAUGGAAGGCGCGCGAACUUUGGGCGCAACUGACACAAAUGGCCGUCUCUGCCAUUCUUCUUCUUCUUCUCUUUGUUCCACUGGGCUCUUGGGCUCGAGAACACCUGCAAUUUGCACCUGGCAAGACCCUGCCCGGGGAUCUUGUUGACUACUGGGUUACUGACGCCUCUUCACAAUGUGUCUGCAGAAUCAUGUGCAUCCGUAAUAUUUCUUGCAGCGGCGUCACUGUUCAGUAUAAUGGAGCUCAGCUCACAUGUGAAUUCAGUCACGAUGAAGUUCUCGUUGAAAAUCUAGUAGAGAGAUCGGAUGCCAAUACCUGGAUCUUUAAUGCUUGCCCAUUGGGCUACGAUAUAUUUAAUGGUUCCUGCUACUACUUUCGCUCCAGUUAUAAGGACUGGGCAGAUGCACAAAAUGAUUGCAAAUUUUAUGGCAGUGAGUUGGUCAAGAUAACAAGCCAAGGAGAGAAUGACUUCAUUAAAGGUAAAGUAAGUAACAAUGGCUUCUGGAUUGGACUGAAUGACAAAGCAAAGGAAAAAGACUUUAAAUGGUCUGUGGACAACAGCGCUGUUGAAGACAAUGGCAAUUAUUCAAGCUGGGCAGUCGGGCAACCAAACGAUAACAAUGGACAAGACUGUGUUGUGAUAUAUUCGGACGGUACUUGGAAUGAUGAAGAUUGUUAUUACUCGUAUCACUGCUACAUCUGCGAAAAACCAGCCUCUUAAGAUGGACUAACAACAUUGCCUGUGUAGGGACAGUUCUCUGCAACUAGCAUAGGUUGCAAUCUGUAGACAGUUCUCUGCAACUAGCAUAUGUUGCAAUCUGCACUGCACAAGACAGGGUGUCAUGAACUGACCCUCAUAGAGGUAUAACCUAACAAAGGAGGGUAACUAGAGAGGAAAUAUAUACAUAUAUAGUAUUAAUUUUACAUUCUAUUCAGUGAUGAUAAUUAUCUUGAGUAGAAAAUUCCUGUUUUCCUGAGACACUGUGAGUUGUACACAAGAUGCUGGUUUGCUCUCUCGUUCCAUAAUCAAAUUGAAGAUUGACUCGAUUUGGUCAGCUGAGUAAGUAGUAGCCAAGGUUUUAUCAACUCAGAGGGGAUUAGGGAGCACCAUUUACCUACUUUUAGUGGUUAGAGUUUGUGAUGAUAUAGUUAAAUCACCAAAAUUAAUAGGAUUGAUUUUAAAAGCUAAUUAUGACCAUUUUAACUUGAAGAAGACACUUAGCUUCACAGAGCUUAAUAGUAUAUGUUGCUCUUGUAUGCACUUCAAAAAAGGAUUGCACUUUUAAAUGAAUUUCCACAAAUGACAAAAUCCUGAGGCCAACAGAAAAUCACG
Messenger RNA from Macrobrachium nipponense, 1561 nucleotides. Its product is annotated as CD209 antigen-like protein E. The coding region runs from base 194 to 949 and encodes 251 amino acids. The record is from RefSeq and is a predicted model, not a curated record. The transcript has 8 exons. Lineage: Eukaryota; Metazoa; Arthropoda; Malacostraca; Decapoda; Palaemonidae.